Messenger RNA from Penicillium cinerascens, 1077 nucleotides. Its product is annotated as putative NF-X1 finger transcription factor. The record is from RefSeq and is a predicted model, not a curated record. The transcript has 2 exons. Bases 1 to 1077 code for a protein of 358 amino acids. Gene Ontology annotation, molecular function: nucleic acid binding. Lineage: Eukaryota; Fungi; Ascomycota; Eurotiomycetes; Eurotiales; Aspergillaceae.
AUGCCACGCUCCCUUCCCAUGUCCAGAAAAUACCCCCUACGCUGUGGUGCCGCCAAGGCUGUCACAUCCAAGGGCCAACUCCAACAGCCGGAGCGAUUGCCUUCACUUACCCCGUUGACUUGCGACGAUGAAUGCUCGCGCUUGGAGCGCAAUCGCUCUUUGGCAUCCGCAUUGGGCGUCGAUAUCAACCAGACCACGACAGUCCAGGCUUUCACUUCCAGCAACCUGCCUUACUCUACCGAAACCCUCGAUCAGUACAUCAAACUCGCAUCUUCAGUCUCUCUGUCGACACUGCAAACAUACGAGUCGGCCUUGCACUCUCUGGCAACUGAUACAACGAGUCGAUCCAUCCGGUUCCAACCCGCCAAACCCACUCUCCGAGCCUUCAGCCAUUCUCUUGCGACAGACUGGGGCUUCGUGACUGAAAGCCACGACCCCGAGCCUCAUCGUCAUGUCUUCGUCCUCAAGCCUCUUGCAUGGACUCCUCCAGUCUUUGGCAUGGGGAGUGGUUCAUCCGUUGGCAUUGGCGGUAUGAGCGUCCGCGAGUGCGUCAAGCUCCGUGAGCGUGAGGCCACAAAAGAACGUGAGGCCCAGCGUGUGGCUGCUCUUGAGGCUAAGGCUGCCCGUGAUGCUGCCAAGUCUCAAGCAGGGUCGGAUGGCUGGGCUCAGGUUGCCUCUCGGAGCAAGGGUAGUGCUUCAAGCACUAGAAGCACCACGCCGGUUCAGAGCUCGUUCUCCGGUCGGUCAAUGUUCUCUGCUCUUGAUGGAAACAGAAAUAUGCCAUCCGACUCCAAAAAGGAGCGGUUGGUCCUUCGUUCUGGCGUUGGGGCCAGCAAAUCCCUGCGCCCACAACCUCCUGCGGAAGUCAUUGAUAACUGGGAGGAGGCCGAGGAAAAGGAAGAAGAGAUAGAAAGAAAUCAUGAUAAGGUGAAUGAUGAAGAGCCGCAGGAGACAGGGCCACAAGAGACCUCGGCGAGUGCGCCUGAAGCACCCGACGAAAAAGAACCAGCUGCAGCCAGUGAAGUGCCUACACCCGAUACGGUGGACACGCAUAAUGUGACAGAGUCAGAGGCUUAA